AUGGGUAUUAUUAAAAAACCCACUCUACGUUACUACUGGAGCAAAGAUCCAGUUUUAGAGACCCCCAUAUUCUCACAUUCAAUGUCAAGAGUACGGUAUGAAAUGCUGUUGCGCUUUCUGCAUUUUAGCGACAACAGUAUUUGCCCACCUAAAGAUCACCCCAGCUAUGAUAGAUUGUAUAAAAUUCGCCCCCUUAUUGCACAUUUGCAGACAAAGUUUGCUGAGGCAUACACACCACAAAAAAAUAUAGCAAUAGAUGAGUCCCUAAUGAAAUUUAAGGGGAGGCUGGGGUUUAAGCAGUACAUACCAUCCAAAAAAUCAAGAUAUGGCAUAAAGUUUUAUAAGCUUUGCGAGAGUGGAAGUGGGUAUACCUGGGCCUUUCGGGUAUAUGAGGGUAAGGACAGCCACCUUGACCCUCCUGGUUGCCCAGACUUUCUGGGAACCAGUGCCAAAAUAGUCUGGGAACUACUUAUCCCUCUUUUAGGCAAAGGGUACCAUUUAUAUUUGGAUAAUUUUUAUACUAGUGUUCCUUUGUUUCGCAUUCUUUACUGUUUAGAUACCGUGGCCUGUGGGAAAAUACGCAAAAAUCGAAAGGGGUUCCCAAAAGAAUUGUCCGAUAAGCGUUUAACAAGGGGGGCAACAUCAGCUUUGCGCCAGGAGGAGCUGCUGGCAGUAAAAUUUAGGGAUAAAAAGGAUGUGCUCAUGAUUACAACAAUCCAUGACGAGAGCACUAUCCCUGUCACUGUCCGUGGUAAAGCUGAGAUGCUAAGAAAACCAGUGUGCAUUAAGGCAUAUAACAAACAUAUGGGGGGUGUUGAUCUUUCCGAUCAAUUACUGCAGCCAUAUCUUGCUAUAAGGAAGACCAGGGCAUGGUAUAAAAAGGUUGCAAUUUAUAUGAUGCACAUUGCAACCUACAAUUCAUAUAUUUUGUUUAGAAAAACCAGCCCUGGAAAGAUACCUACCUUCCUCCAGUAUCAGCUCAAUAUAAUAAAAGGGAUUUUGCCUCAUCAAGCACCCGCUACUGUAAGGACUGAACAUUUUAUUUUUAAAAUCCCCCCAACUCCAAAAAAGGCAAAGCCCCAAAGGCGCUGCAGAGUGUGCUCGCGUAGGGGUAAAAGGACAGACACAAUCUAUCACUGUCCUGACUGCCCUGCACAGCCUGCACUUUGCCUUGGCACCUGUUUCAAAGAAUUCCAUUUGGCUGCCAAUCUUUAA
Molecule: messenger RNA, 1215 nt
Organism: Bombina bombina (fire-bellied toad)
Lineage: Eukaryota; Metazoa; Chordata; Amphibia; Anura; Bombinatoridae
Product: piggyBac transposable element-derived protein 4-like
Exons: 1
Coding region: 1-1215 (404 amino acids)
Source: RefSeq, a predicted model, not a curated record